GUCUGGAGUACAUUCCUCCGUCAGAGAGAAACGCCUGAUGAUGAUCUCCGACACGAGGAGCAAGCAGGACAAAAACUCCCACAGUACUCUGAAGCCAUGAGGGGAUCUUUUUCUAUCGAGUGGAUGGCCCAGAGCAGCCAGCAGCCUGCGGGUACGGAGAACGCCUCUGCCUCUGGACCGGGACCAGGACCGGAACCCGCAGCCUGUGGGACGCAUACAGAGAGUCUGCCGGGUUUUUACCGCAGACAGAAGUGUGAAAAUGUACCCGAGCAGAAAGAAAGCAGGAGCCAGGGCCUCGAUGCUUUCAGUCUGAGCACUCGGCAGCACCAAACCUCUCUUAAUAAUCCAGCGACUGAAGCGGGUUUCAGCAGCGGGACAGAGGAGGAGACGUCCGGCUACGAGAGCGAGGAGGGUCACUCCCUCUCCCCCUCGGCCCCCGCCGACUGCCCCUCCCCCUCCGCCUCCGCCUCACCACCUUCACCCCCGUCGGGGCGGAGGCCUCGCACGGCGUUCACGGCGGAGCAGAUCAGCAGUCUGGAGAAAGCCUUCAAGAGGAACGCUUACCUGGGAACACAAGACAAGGCCGACCUCUGCAAGAAGCUCGACCUGUCGGACAAACAGAUCAGAAACUGGUUCCAGAACAGGCGGAUGAAGCUGAAGAGGACGGUGCAGGACGCCCUGGCUCACGCCUGCCAGGCGAGCGUCGCCUCUCAGUUGAUGCACUACCCCGAGCUGCAGGCCUACAGGCCGGGGCCGUACGCCAGAUACCACUCAGCAGCGGCGCAGGACGGCCCGGCCGCUGCCUCCUACCUCCACCCACACAGCCUGCAGUACAGCUCCGCUCGGCCCAGCGUCGCCUCUCUGCCCCUGGACUCUUUCUACCAGUACGGCAGCCUCCCCGGAGUCAUGCUGCCCUCUGGCACAACGCCACUCCUACCCGGAGCCUACCCGGCUUACCCUCAGUAUUACUGACACUCUGUGAAGAUUAGGGAUGUGACGAGACACUCAACUCACCAUUCCAUUUUAAGUU
Sander lucioperca (pikeperch) is the source of this 1030-nucleotide messenger RNA. It is a transcript of the gene ved, whose product is annotated as ventrally expressed dharma/bozozok antagonist. Gene Ontology annotation, molecular function: sequence-specific double-stranded DNA binding. The transcript is spliced from 4 exons. Gene Ontology annotation, biological process: endocrine pancreas development; neuron projection morphogenesis; central nervous system development. Lineage: Eukaryota; Metazoa; Chordata; Actinopteri; Perciformes; Percidae. The coding region runs from base 97 to 972 and encodes 291 amino acids. The record is from RefSeq and is a predicted model, not a curated record. Gene Ontology annotation, cellular component: nucleus.